AUGUCGAUCAAGUCUUCUCCUCUUUAUUCUCCAUCAAACUUUUACAUUGCCAACUCAAUUACAGACCAGGCAAAGGCUGCAGCUGCUAGCACAUCUCAAGCAGUAGUUGCUACACCACACAAGAUCGUGGUCAACUCUCCUGAGUAUUUUGGUUUUUGCACCCUCGGUGGGAUUUUAGCAUGUGGACCCACACACUCGGCCGUCACACCACUUGAUCUUGUCAAGACACGGCGUCAGGUGAACCCAGCACUCUACAAGAGCAAUAUUGAAGGCUGGAAAAGCAUUAUUAAAACAGAAGGUGGACUCCCUGCUGUGUUUACUGGUGUUGGUGCAACCUUUAUUGGGUACUCAUUUCAAGGUGCAGGAAAGUAUGGCUUAUAUGAACUGUUUAAAUAUCUAUAUGGUGAUUUGCUUUUGGGCCCUGAAACUGCAUUCAAUUACCGUACUUCUUUGUACUUGGCCUCUUCAGCUACUGCCGAGUUCAUUGCUGACAUCUUCUUAUGUCCUUGGGAGGCUAUCAAGGUGAAGCAGCAAACGUCAAUUCCUCCUUACGCCAAAUCUGUUUUUGAAGGCUGGCGCAAAGAAGUUGCAGCUGAGGGAAUUGCCGGUCUAUACAAGGGUCUUACACCCCUCUGGGCCCGCCAAAUCCCCUAUACAAUGGUAAAGUUUGCAUCAUUUGAGCGCGUGGUCGAAGCCAUUUACAACAAGCUUCCUAAGAAGAAGGAAGAAUAUUCUAAACUGGCACAAACUGGUGUGUCGUUCCUUGGUGGUUAUAUUGCCGGUAUCUUUUGUGCAGCUGUAUCGCAUCCUGCCGAUGUGAUGGUAUCUAAGGUGAAUGUUGAACGUGAGGCAGGUGAGUCCAUGGUUCACUCUCUGAGCCGCAUCUACUCCAAGAUUGGCUUUAUGGGUCUGUGGAACGGCUUGCCAGUACGUAUCGUCAUGAUUGGUACUCUGACGGGCAUGCAAUGGUUGCUGUACGACUCAUUUAAAUUGGCUGUGGGGCUUCCCACAACUGGUGGGCAUUAG
This is a messenger RNA of Magnusiomyces paraingens, 1026 nucleotides long. RefSeq lists its product as uncharacterized. The record is from RefSeq and is a predicted model, not a curated record. Gene Ontology annotation, molecular function: phosphate transmembrane transporter activity. The transcript has a single exon. The coding region runs from base 1 to 1026 and encodes 341 amino acids. Gene Ontology annotation, cellular component: mitochondrial inner membrane. NCBI's taxonomy places the organism in Eukaryota, Fungi, Ascomycota, Dipodascomycetes, Dipodascales, Dipodascaceae. Gene Ontology annotation, biological process: mitochondrial phosphate ion transmembrane transport.